GAUCGCGGGCGCGCGAGGUGCCUGCAGUGCUGCUACGCGCGGAGGCGGCGCGAAGGUGACCGCGGCCCAGCUUCCUGCCCCGGGCCCUGAAGCAUGGCUUCCAUCAUGGGGGAGGCGAUCAUGGUGCUCAAAGGCCUCGCCAAGCUGACGGAGGCGGCUGUGGAAACCCACCUGCAGCACUUUGGCCUGGGAGCGGAGUUCAUCAUGGCGGCCAGGGCCCUGCAGUCCACAGCUGCAGAGCAGAUCAGCAUGUUCUUAGGGACGGUGCAGGAGCAGGACAAGCACGAAGAAUCUUACAUGUCUGAGAGCUUUGACGACCCAGAAUCAGAGUUCCACUUCUCAGGGCCAAGGGCCGAGGGCGCCUCUGCAGACUUCUCUGCAGCCUCCUCCCAGGAGUCUUCGUCUCCACCCCAGGAUCACGCCAGCAGCAGGGGCCCAGCUCCCGCCUACGUUGACAGUGGACCCUUUAGGGAAGCUGGGCUCCCAGGGCAGACUGCCUCUCCUCUGGGCAGGGGGGACGGGAGGCUUUUUGUAGAUGGCAGAGCCCCCUUCUCUCCCACUGGCCUGCAGCGAAGGUUCUUCCACCAGGACCAGUCCCCUGUCGGGGGCCUUACAGCCGAGGACAUUGAGAAGGCCCGGCAGGCCAAGGCGCGCCCCGAGAGCAAGCCCCACAAGCAGAUGCUCAGUGAGCGGGCUCGGGAGCGGAAGGUGCCCGUUACAAGGAUUGGGCGGCUGGCCAACUUUGGAGGUCUGGCUGUGGGUCUGGGCUUCGGAGCACUGGCUGAAGUCGCCAAGAAGACCCUCCGCUCUGAGGAUUCCUCAGGCGGGAAGAAGGCCGUGCUGGACUCCAGCCCCUUCCUGUCGGAGGCCAACGCGGAGCGCAUCGUGAGCACGCUGUGCAAGGUGCGCGGGGCGGCGCUCAAGCUGGGCCAGAUGCUGAGCAUCCAGGACGACGCUUUCAUCAACCCCCAUCUGGCCAAGAUCUUCGAGCGGGUGAGGCAGAGCGCGGACUUCAUGCCCCUGAAGCAGAUGACGAAAACUCUCAACAGUGACCUGGGCCCCAACUGGAGGGACAAGCUGGAGUACUUCGAGGAGCGGCCCUUCGCAGCCGCCUCCAUCGGGCAGGUGCACCUGGCCCGGAUGAAGGACGGGCGGGAGGUGGCCAUGAAGAUCCAGUACCCUGGCGUGGCCCAGAGCAUCAACAGUGACGUCAACAACCUCAUGACCGUGCUGAACAUGAGCAACGUGCUUCCGGAAGGCCUGUUCCCCGAGCACCUGAUCGACGUGCUGAGGCGGGAGCUGGCCCUCGAGUGCGACUACCAGCGAGAGGCCGCCUGCGCCAAGAAGUUCAGGGAGCUGCUGAAGGACCACCCCUUCUUCUACGUGCCCGAGGUCGUGGACGAGCUCUGCAGCCCCCACGUGCUGACCACGGAGCUCGUGUCUGGCUUCCCCCUCGACCAGGCCGAGGGGCUGAGCCAGGAGAUCCGGAACGAGAUCUGCCACAACAUCCUGGUCCUGUGCCUAAGGGAGCUGUUUGAGUUCCACUUCAUGCAGACAGACCCCAACUGGUCCAACUUCUUUUAUGAUCCUGAGCAGCACAAGGUGGCUCUCCUGGACUUCGGGGCAACUCGGGAAUAUGACAAGUCCUUCACUGACCUCUACAUCCAGAUCAUCAGGGCUGCCGCCGACCAGGACCGGGAGGCUGUGCUGAAGAAGUCCAUCGAGAUGAAGUUCCUCACUGGCUACGAGGUCAAGGCCAUGGAGGACGCCCACGUGAACGCCAUCCUCACGCUGGGCAAGGCCUUCGCCUCUCACGAGCCCUUUGACUUCGGCACCCAGAGCACCACCGAGGAGAUCCACAACCUGAUCCCCGUCAUGCUGAAGCACCGGCUCGUCCCGCCCCCCGAGGAGACCUACUCGCUGCACAGGAAGAUGGGCGGCUCCUUCCUCAUCUGCUCCAAGCUGAAGGCCAAGAUCCCCUGCAAGGACAUGUUCGAGGAGGCCUACAGCGGCUACUGCAGGAGGCGGGACGGGCAGUAGCGCGGCACGGACCCAGCUGGCGGGCGGCGCGCCAUUCAAACUCCUUUGCCCGAGGGGAGGUGGGGGCUCUGACCGGACGCUCAUCACGGUUUCUGUGGCUAAGAGGGUGCGGAGUGAGGUGUGCACGAAUGAGAAUGAACCCCACUGCUCUGUCAGAACCUCACAGUUGUUCCUUCAUCCUCUGAAAUCCUCUAGAUAAAGAUAAAGGCAACUUGAUUUCCUUUUGGUAACAGGGCUUUUACCUAAUGUGAAUGUUAACCCGAAGGCGGGAAUCCCUGCCCCCAAGGAAACGGAGAGCCCUGUGGCUGUUAGUGAGCAUGAGUUAAAAGGUGUGUGUUUUCUGCCCUUUUCCUCUCCAGCUUGUGCUCGGCUUCCAGAGCCGCCCGGGAGCGGUGCCCACAGUACUCGUUCCCCGCGGGCGGCCUGCUCCCCGGCUGGCGGCUGGGCUGUGAGAACUGGAAGUGUCUGGAGAGCGGCUGCCUCCCGUGGGCGGGUCAGGAGCAGGGGAGACGGACAGCUCCUGACUUCUAGCACGUGUAGACGCUGUGUGCAGGGGACCCUCCGUCCCCUCCGGCCCAGGGCCUUGUGGAGUGACACAAUGUGCACAUGUCACAUGGUUAGACCGGGGUCCUCACAGGCUCUGUUAAUUUUUGUAAAAUUCUUGUAAUUGUCUGAUUUACUUGUUUCAAUAAAAGCAAAACUGCCCGACCA
Messenger RNA from Eptesicus fuscus (big brown bat), 2751 nucleotides. RefSeq names its product coenzyme Q8A (gene COQ8A). The record is from RefSeq and is a predicted model, not a curated record. Gene Ontology annotation, biological process: ubiquinone biosynthetic process. The transcript has 15 exons. Lineage: Eukaryota; Metazoa; Chordata; Mammalia; Chiroptera; Vespertilionidae. Gene Ontology annotation, cellular component: extrinsic component of mitochondrial inner membrane. Bases 94 to 2040 code for a protein of 648 amino acids. Gene Ontology annotation, molecular function: kinase activity.